Clupea harengus (Atlantic herring) is the source of this 6930-nucleotide messenger RNA. RefSeq names its product lysine (K)-specific demethylase 4C (gene kdm4c). The record is from RefSeq and is a predicted model, not a curated record. Gene Ontology annotation, cellular component: nucleus; chromatin. Gene Ontology annotation, molecular function: histone H3K9 demethylase activity; zinc ion binding; histone H3K36 demethylase activity. Lineage: Eukaryota; Metazoa; Chordata; Actinopteri; Clupeiformes; Clupeidae. Gene Ontology annotation, biological process: regulation of gene expression; chromatin remodeling.
CCGUUGCGUCGCCAGGUGGCGGUCAAGUUGUGCAGGCUGGCCACAUAUUCUAAUGACAAGUCCAGAAGAAGAAGGGGAAUCGUGUGAGAAGAGAGAGCUGUCAUGAAGUAACUGACGGGACCUUUAAAGGAUAGCUACCAAGCGUCUCCUGCCAUUAUAAGGUGGAAUUAGUAGCUCCUUCUUAAAUUAUGAUCUAGUCAUGUUCUUGGUUCCCAUGAUAUUAAAUAAAGCCUCAAUUCUGAGUUCCGAAUGCGGUUUUAUUGUUGACUAAUUGGCCUGAUAGCGAACAAUAUAGCUAGCCAGCUAGCCUAGAUGUAAGUAGAAAGCAAGCUAUCAAGUUAGCGGAUUGGGUUAACCAUCGACGUGUUUGCUAUUUUGUAGCUUGUCGGCUAUGAAGCUAUUGAGAAGAAACUAGAACGCAGGUCUUUGUCAGAGCUUGUGUGCCUAUAGUGCAUCUAUAUGGUGGUGAUAACGAUUAUUUUACGUAACCUGGGGUUGUUGUUGAUGUAGCUUAUACGGGAAUCGUACUAUUUACGGUCUGCAAUAUGGGCCUAAGCCCCGAUUCCAUGAUCUUGUGUUCUGUUUGAUAGUGAUACUGCUUUGUUAAGCCCCUGUUUACUGCCACCCUACGAUGGUGCUCUUCCACAGGAUCAACUCAAACAAUCUUGGCGUUAUCGUUUUUUCUUUAGAAGGAUGUUUUUGUCGCCACUUGGCCUUUUAUUUUUACGAAUAAUCCAAAAAAGAAUACAAUAGCUGUUUUCUUUGUUAACAUUUGAUGUCCAGGACAGGCCAUGGACAGAGUUAUACAAUGCACGGCUUUAAUUUAGCAUUGCUGAUCAUAUUAGGUGCAUGUUGGACGUUGAAAAACUGUCUUUUUUUAAUGUAGCUAUCUUUUGUGAUAACUAUGUUCUGAGUUAUACGCUAAUUGUGUACUUUGGAACCCACUUAAAAAACACAUAGAGCGAGAUUUGAUCGUGCGUAUCGUUUAAAAUAUCGAUUUGAUUAUCGCCUUUGAUUCCUUUUUUAGUUAUUUUGUUAAAAAACGGUAUGUUGCGGGAUGAGGACUCCGAUUAGAUACAAUGUUUUUAUAGCUUCGUAAAAAUAAGAUACCAUGUUUGUCAACGUGAGGUGCAUAAGACCCGGAAGAACCUUGUGUCAUUUUCAUUGGCUAAACGUUUAAAUGCACACAGGCUUUUUGUGAAAAAAUAUGACGACCUGCAGUAGAUAAUUAGACGUCGGAGUUAAUUUGCACGACUGUGCAGCAGUGUUUUAUUCUAAAACGCCAUUCAAGACUGUUUAAAUACUGCACAGUAGGAGGGUCAACAUGGCGGGCACUGGGGGCAGUACCCCUGGGAACCCCUCCCUGAAAAUCAUGACAUUUCGUCCAACGAUGGAGGAGUUCCGAGAUUUCAAUCAGUAUCUUGUGUACAUGGAAUCUCAGGGAGCCCAACGUGCUGGUCUUGCAAAGAUCAUUCCCCCAAAGGAAUGGAAGCCGCGCCGUACCUACGAUGACAUUGAUGAUCUGGUGAUUCAGGCCCCCAUCCAGCAGAUGGUAGCUGGCCAGUCCGGACUCUUCACUCAGUACAACAUCCAGAGGAAGCCUCUGACAGUGAAGGAGUUCCGCCAGCUUGCCAACAGUGAUAAGUACUGCACCCCGCGGCACCUGAGCUUCGAGGACUUGGAGAGAAAGUACUGGAGGAAUCUCACUUUUGUGUCCCCUAUCUAUGGAGCCGACGUGAGUGGCACCCUCUACGAUGAGGGCGUGGAGGAGUGGAACAUUGGCCACCUGAACACAAUUCUGGAUGUAAUUGAGGAGGACUGUGGCGUGGCCAUCCAAGGCGUGAACACCCCCUACCUGUACUUCGGCAUGUGGAAGACCAGCUUCUCGUGGCACACAGAGGACAUGGAUCUCUACAGCAUUAACUACCUGCAUUUCGGAGAGCCCAAAUCCUGGUAUGCUAUCCCACCAGAGCAUGGGAAGAGGCUGGAGCGGCUGGCCACAGGUUUCUUCCCUAACAGCUUCAAGGGUUGUGAGGCUUUCCUUCGGCAUAAGAUGACCCUAAUAUCGCCCUCCAUUCUCAAGAAGUACAGCAUCCCCUUUGACAAGAUAACCCAAGAGGCCGGGGAGUUCAUGGUCACAUUCCCAUAUGGUUACCACGCCGGCUUCAACCAUGGCUUCAACUGUGCCGAGUCUACUAACUUUGCCAGCGUGCGAUGGAUCGACUAUGGCAGAGUUGCAACACAGUGCACGUGCAGUAAAGACAUGGUGAAGAUCUCCAUGGACCCGUUUGUGCGCCUCUUCCAGCCGGAGCGCUACCAGGGCUGGCUGCAGGGCAAAGACCCCUGCCCCAUCGACCACACCCUAGCCACGCCCGGCUGCACCCCUCAACUGGAGGGUUGGGUGCAGAGACGAGCCCGCACCAAACCUGCUUCCAAGAGCCUGCCCCCUAUCCGCACACGCUCAAAGAGGCACAAGACCGUGGAGGAGCCUGUGGAUAUGGAGGCCUGUGCAGUUGAGAAGUGUAGGAGGGUGGAAUCAUGUUCAGAGGAGAAGGAGGCAACGGCUCCUACACCACAGGACUACAAAUCCCCAAAUGCACUACUGCAGGGUAUUGGCUCCACUGGUAGGCGCAGGCAGAUGUGUGUUGUGAAGGUAAACCGUGUAGAGGCCGACACACUGAUCCACAAAUCUUCCAUCCGGGAGGACCCCUCAGGACCGCCUCGCCAGAAAGUGUCUGCCAGAGAAGGCAACGUCUCAAAGGUGCUACCAGACACACAGCUCAGCAUGUCAACAAUCCAGUCGCACACACCGCUGGAGAGCUCGAGGGCGGACAAACACAUGGACACACACACACACACUCUGGCCCCUGGGUCCCUUACUGUAGUCACUGACAUAAGUGUGGCCCCGACAGGGCAGAACACUUCUCCUUCAGAGGAAAGCAAAGGCAAUCAGGCCACUUCAUCAGACUGUGACAGUGGAGCACAGGGCAACACACACAUGGAACACACACACACACCGCCAGGGGAAAGCCCACUGACCUCACGCCACUCUCUCCAGCAGAGGUACCUCUGAACUGGGAGCCAAGCACUUUGUGGGGAAGCAAGUAGCACACUCACACCCACCCCCACAGAUCUGUGGCCUGAGGUUCACCAACUCCCCCCACCCACGACAUCUCAAGCAUCUGAUGUGAGAUCAGACUGCCCGGCGGCAGAACCUCCUGUGCCCAGCAGCCUUGCCCGAGUGCCAGGCGCCGGGUGCGUCUCCGAAAUGCCGCUGCUGACCCCGGAGCCCGUAGAGCUGGAGCAGGAAGAGCCCGACGUUGUUACCCAGGAGAUGCCCGCUCUCACGCCAGCCCUGUGCUCAGAGGCGCCCGCGGACAGGCACACACACGCCCCCGCACUCUACCGCGAGAGCGACGUGCCCGUCCAGUCUCACACGGCUCCGCCAGAGCUCACCAUAGAGGCCCUGAACCAGGAGCCACCCCUCGGCCCCGACCCCCCUGGCAGAGAGGCCCACACGGACGGCACGCACACACACACCUGGAAACACACUCCGAGCCCGGAGCAAGACACACACCCCGAGUCACACACACUGACCGCGGCAGAGGCACAAGACGCACCACCGACUCUCGAAAUCCAACCCACACAAUCCCCAGCCAAGGUCCACAAUCACACCCGGCUUUGCGCUGGUCCAAGUCCGUCUGGCGCCCUCAACACUACUGCGCACACUCCCACUUUAACACAGCAGAUCACUGGACUCACACAAACACAAACACGCAAUUGUAUUACCACUGCACACGCCUACACUACUGAACACACUGAAACCCACCCCAACACCACAGCACACUCAACACGCUCCUCUCUCUUCUUUAGGUCACAACCUGGCACCUCAGGCCUCAGUGCAAGCCCAGGUCUACGCCCUGACACUACUGAACACGGCACACACUUAAGCAUUACAGACCUGUCCACAGACACUACUGAACACAGCACACACUUAAGCAUUACAGACCUGUCCACAGACACUACUGAACACAGCACACACUUAAGCAUUACAGACCUGUCCACAGACACUACUGAACACAGCACACACUUAAGCAUUACAGACACUACUGAACACGGCACACACUUAAGCAUUACAGACACUACUGAACACGGCACACACUUAAGCAUUACAGACCUGUCCACUGACACUACUGAACACGGCACACACUUAAGCAUUACAGACGGCCAUGCCCUGUCCACAGACACCCCCCCCUACACUACACCCACUGAGGCAGGCCGUGACGCGGUUCACUACAACACUAAUCCUAACGCCUACAUAGACACACUCCUGAGUCCCACACACACCCUCACGAGUCCGAGCACACACUCCGGCAGACUCACGCAGUCGGCCGGGGCGCUCCCUAACGACUCGCACUCCAGCGCCUACACACUCCUGGGGACCCUCCCCCCUGAGAGUUCAUUGGUGGAGAUGCGCCCUCAGUCCCUCCCCCCCGACGCCCUGUGGGGCAGUCUGCCCGCCCCCUCGCCGGCCGUGCUGAUCGAGAGCGUGCGGCCGGAGCUGACGGACAGCCUGACGGCCUAUCACACGCCGGCGACGGCCUACGACCGCCACGCGCUGCACACCUUCAGCCUGUGGGAGGAGCCACGCUGCAAGGCCGUCAGCUCCCCGGAGCCCCCCGAGCCCCCCGAGAGGGAGCAGACCUGGACGCAGCUGGAGCCCAGCUGCCCACACACACACACACACGCACACACACACACACACGCACACACACACCAGGACAGCCAACCAGAAGUCACCGCCGCAGGGUUGCCCAGCAACGAGCUGGCUUCUUCUGAGUGCGGAGGCUCGGAGAGAGAAGGAGAAGGAGAAGGAGGAGGAGGAGGAGGAGGAGGAGGAGGAGGAGGAGGCAGGGCCAGCAGCAGUGAUGACAGCUACAACUCCAACCUCAGCGAAUCAGAGUGCGGCGACUCCGGUCUUGAGCCAGGGGAGGUCCCUACUUACCAGGCAGCAGCGAUGAAGAAGAGCACCAAGAGCUGGCGCCUGCCCCUGAGGAAGCCCACCGCUCGAGCCGCGCCCAGCGCCGUCAAACAGCAGAAUAUCAGCGACGAAGAGCCUCCGGAAUGUUCCACCGCGGAAGGGGAAGGGCAGGAGGAGGAGGAGGUGGAGGUGUGGGCACGGCCGCUGGUGCAGCUGUGGCACAGCAGGGGGCGCUGCCUCAGUGCCGAGCGCGAGUACAACGCCGCGGCUGCCCAGAGUCGGCCACACUGUGCCGUCUGCACCAUGUUCAUGCCUUACCACCAGCCCGAGGAGCGUUCGGAGGGCAAACGGGGAGCAAAGGAGGUCGUCCAGGGUUCAGGGGGAUUUUUGAGAUCGCGACCUUUGAUCCCUGAGAUUUGCUUUGCCUUUCGGGAAGGCUCCUGCCCCCCCACCGCUCUCCUGGAGGAGGACGGGUCCAGCCCUCUCAUUCGCUGCACCAUCUGCUGUGUGCAGGUUCAUGCCAGUUGUUACGGUGUCACGGCGGACGACAUUGGAAAGGCCUGGUCAUGUGAUCACUGCUUGAGUGGAGACCAGGCAGCGGAGUGUUGUCUGUGUAAUCUGCACGGGGGAGCUCUUAAGACAACCACAGACCACAGAUGGGCCCAUGUGAUGUGUGCCAUUGCCAUUCCAGAGGUGAAGUUUGUAGAUGAAGCCAAAAGGAGCCCUAUAGACAUCAGUGCUAUCCCAUCUCAGAGAUACAAGCUGAAGUGUAUUUACUGUGGGAAGCGUGUGAGGCGGGCAGCGGGCGCGUGUGUCCAGUGCUCCUGCGGUCGCUGUUCCACCUCCUUCCACGUCACGUGUGCGCACGCCGCCGGGGUGGCCAUGGAGGCUGAUGAUUGGCCGUACGUGGUGUUCAUCACCUGCCACAGGCACCAGUCUCGCAGCUCCUCAGCAAAGCGCAGUGUGCGUGAGGAGCUGGUGGUGGGUCAGACCGUCAUCACCAAGCACAAGAACCUCCGCUACUACAGCUCGCGCGUCACACACAUCACCUCACACACCUUCUACGAGGUCAUGUUCGACGACGGCUCCUUCAGCAACGACACCUUCCCCGAGGACAUAGUGAGCAGAGAUUGUGCUGCGUUGGGUCCACCUGAGGUGGGGGAGGUGGUUCAGGUGAAGUGGCCCGAUGGACUCUACUACACGGCCAAAUAUCUUGGCUCUAAUACAACACAUAUGUACCAGGUGGAGUUUGAGGACGGCUCUCAGGUAAUGGCCAAGAGAGAGGACAUCUACACUCUGGAUGAAGACUUGCCCAAGAAGGUCAAAGGUCGACUAUCUACAGCCUCCAGCAUGCGUUUCCAAGACGCCUUUUUCACCUCUCAGGCAGGGAGGAAGAGACAGAGGACCCCCAACUCCCGCUUCCAGAGAGACUACAUCACCAAGAGCAGCUGAGAGCAGCCAGGGGAAGACGCAGAGAGAGUGCCGGUUCCUCUCGAGAACGUCCCACACAGGAGACGGAGAGAGUGUGCCGGUUCCUCUCUAGAACGUCCCACACAGGGACGGUGGGAGGAGACUCAAGUAUGUCAUCAUAGGACAGGUGUUCUAAAAUGUCAGGGAAAUGCAACUUUUGAAAGUCAAAACACAAAAAUCCGAGAAUGUUUUUCUGAAGACUUCCCUCAAACGGACUACUUUUUUGUUUUUGUUUUUUCUUUAUGGUCAUUUUGUUCCGAUCAGUGCAUGUUAAGCGUGACUGCUCCAGCAGAUGGCAGUGUCCCACUUCUAACUCGUUUUUAAUAGAAAACUAAUGAAAAGCUACUGUCGCCGUGUUUGCUAAAGCACUUUGUCUUAACUAUUUAACUUGAUUGGAUGAGUUUGUUUAUUUAUUGGGGCCUUCCUCCCUCAUGUGUCAACCAUAGCUGUACAAUACUGAUUAAAAAUAUUUAUGAUUA